ACUUAAUCGGUGGAGAAAGGUGGCGUGAAACGGCGACGUUGCCUCCGUACGGCGCAGAGAACAGUGUUUGCAGUUGAGGUUAGUCCCGCUGGCGUAGUAAUAUUGUUAGUUAUUUACAGUGCGGUUUAUCGCACGCGCUCGUGGUACACAAGAUCGCGAGAACAGUUGAAUUAUUAACGCUCGCAAAUUACAAACCACGCCGUCUAUCGGUCUCUAUCCAAAUCCCGAUUUGUCAAAGAGACUGAAGGGAUAUAAGCAUACUGUCUGCGAUCAACUGUCAUUGCAGCUGAAAUUUCCUCGUGAGCUAGAAUUCAGAUUGAGCUAGCUGCACCACAUCCAAUGGUUCCACCCCUUAGUUCCUGUCUCUGAAUUCUGAUUGGAAAAAUGGAAUGUCAAUCUCGUCAAGACAAGUGAUUGUGGCAGGAGAGUCCAGUGGUCCAGCCCUGUGGAUGCUGAGAAUUCAGAACGACCACAUACCUCCAGCCCCCGAGACGCGUGUGUGAGUGAGAGAGAGUGAACGGGGCCAGACUGCCGGUCACAUACUGCUAUCACCUCACUUUCAACUUGAUAAAGAGACACUGGUUGCAGAGAGGGCUUGUGUUAUUGUGCAGAUCAAAGUGUGGAACGCUGAAUUCUUUGGAUUUGUGUUGUGGAGCACUAUGUUCAUGGGUCAGGGGGGUUAAACACAGCGCUCGAACUGAAGACGGCCUCAAAUAAGCAAGUCCUUGGAGAAGGUUUUUAAGUCAUGAUGCAAGAGUCAGGGACAGAGGCGGCAAGCAACGGAACGGCCAAUCAGAACGGUAUCCCACCUAGCGUAGAGGGACACGGAGAAGUUCGAUCCAAGAGCGCCACACCCUCCUCUGACAUUACAGUGUCUGACCUUGUGACCUUCCACCAACAGCAGGCCUUACAAGUUGCACGGCAGAUUCUUCUCCAACAACAACAACAACAACAGCAAAAUAGCUUCCACAAGUCGCCCAAAAACAGUGACAAGCAGUCUGCGCCACAGGUGCCAGUUUCUAUUGCUAUGAUGACACCACAGGUCAUAACUCCUCAGCAAAUGCAGCAAAUCCUCCAACACCAAGUUCUGAGCCCCCAGCAGCUCCAACUGUUACUGCAGCAACAACAAGCACUGAUGUUACAGCAGCAGCAACUGCAGGAGUUCUAUAAGAAACAGCAAGAACAACUCCACAUUCAGCUCAUCCAACAGCAGCAUGGCAGCAAGCAGCAGAGUAAAGAGGUGUCUGUGCAGCAGUUGGCAUUCCAGCAGCAGCUCCUCCAGGUUCAGCAGCUACAGCAGCAGCAUCUACUUAGUCUGCAAAGACAAGGGCUGCUGUCCAUCCAGCCCAACCAGACUCUGCCUCUCCACUCCCUCACUCAGGGCAUGAUUCCAGCUGAACUCCAGCAGCUGUGGAAAGAGGUGACAAACAGCCAUGUGAAGGAGGAGAACAGUGGGACAAAUAAUGGUCACCGGGGUCUGGACCUGUCCUCCCCCUCCCCCGUUCCCCUCAAAACCCUCAACCAGCAUGGAUCCACCAAUGGCCAGUAUGUCAGUCAUUCACUCAAAAGAGAGAGUUCAAUGUUGGAAGAUCAUCCGCCUCACAGUCACCCGCUUUAUGGUCACGGUGUCUGCAAAUGGCCAGGAUGUGAAGCCGUGUUUGAAGACUUUCAGUCAUUCCUAAAACAUCUGAAUAAUGAACAUGCAUUAGAUGACAGGAGUACGGCGCAGUGUCGGGUACAGAUGCAAGUAGUUCAGCAGCUGGAACUGCAGUUAGCAAAAGAUAAAGAGCGUCUCCAAGCCAUGAUGACUCAUCUGCAUGUGAAGUCUACAGAGCCCAAACCCAACCCACAGCCACUGAACCUGGUGUCCAACGCUACCCUGUCCAAGACGGCUCCUGAGGCCUCUCCACCUCUCAGUCUACCCCAGACACCUACCACCCCAACAGCCCCCCUCACACCGCUCUCCCAAACCCACUCUGUUAUCACCCCCACCAGCCUACACAGUGUGGGACCCAUGCGCCGACGCUAUUCAGACAAGUACAACAUGCCUAUAUCUCCAGAUAUUGUACAGAACAAAGAGUUCUAUAUGAAUGCAGAAGUACGACCUCCUUUCACAUAUGCUUCAUUAAUACGACAGGCAAUACUAGAGUCACCAGAAAGGCAGCUAACACUAAACGAGAUCUACAACUGGUUCACGCGAAUGUUUGCAUAUUUCAGACGCAAUGCAGCGACGUGGAAGAACGCAGUGAGGCAUAACCUUAGUCUUCACAAGUGUUUUGUGCGGGUAGAGAACGUAAAAGGGGCAGUAUGGACCGUCGACGAGCUAGAGUUCCAAAAGAGAAGGCCGCAAAAGAUCAGCGGAAGCCCAGCUCUAGUAAAGAACAUCCAUACCACUUUGGGAUAUGGUUCCGCCCUUUCUGCAGCCUUCCAGGCAUCAAUGGCAGAGAACAACAUACCUCUAUACACUACCGCUUCCAUUGGAAGUCCCACUCUUAACUCGCUUGCCAGCGCUAUACGAGAGGAAAUGAACGGAGCAAUGGACCACGGCAACAGCAACGGUAGUGACAGAAGCCCUGGACGCUCACCCCUGCCAGCUAUGCAUCAUAUUAGUGUAAAAGAGGAGCCACUGGACCCGGAAGAACAUGAAGGUCCCCUUUCCCUUGUGACGACAGCCAAUCACAGUCCAGACUUUGACCACAACAGAGAUUACGAGGACGACCAUGUGAACGAGGACAUGCUGUAAGCCUGGUUUCUCCCAGGUCCUCUUACGAAAAGGCCAAAUGAACUGCAGUGACCUGCGAGACCACUCCAGAUAUAGCAAGCCCAAGACUGGAUUCACAAUCCACUUGUUGACAGCUAUUAAAAUGUUCCAAUUUACUCUUUUGUGCCAUUAAAUAUGAAACGAAAUACGAGAUAAGAAAAAUCUAUUCCAUUUGGAAGUAUUUUUGAUUUGUUUCUACUUUUCAGUUAAAAAGACACGCAUACAUUUCUACUCGUCACUCGAUGAAGAGACGCUUGGUACUGGGGGCCUGCUUCUACAGUACUUCCUUUUGGCAAAGUGUCACUGAGACCAGAGUGGAUUUGAAAACACAGCUGAGAAAGACUGGCACGUCACCCUCUGAGUCGAAUAAACACUGAUCACGAACUACAGAGCACACGCACACACAAACCAUUAACGCUUUAAUGAGCGUGACACUCACGUGGUGUGUGUGCACGUAUGUGACUUUAUUCAUUGUCUCGGCCUUCAGAUCUUCUUAAGUUCACUUCCAUUGCAGCUGAGAGAUAUCUGUAUGGUGUUUUUAAGGGUUCCUGGGCAAAUAAUUUAAACGUUGUGUCCUCUCAUUACUCUGUGCUGUUAGCUAUAUAUCCUUUUUGUUGGGUUUGUUUGUUUUGGUAACUGAUCAGACCUCAUGAUUAAUGACGUGGAGUGUGCUUAGCACUGGAUGAAUGUGUAACGGUUCUUUUCAUGUUGUUUUUCCUCUUGAAUUCUUUUUCUUUUAAAAUUCAAACAGAAUGUCGCAUUACCGUGUAGUAUUUUUCUGUCAUUUGUUCCUUCGCAAUUUCCACAGUGGCAUUGCCCUUGCAUGCAAACUCACACACACACACACACUUAAACUCAUGCUCUUUCCCGUUCAUGAAGUCCAUCUGCAAAUGCACUACUCAUAAUGAAGGCUCCCUCUCCAUGCACCAAUGAAGUUUCAUUUACACAUGGAAUGAAUGACAGAGAAAUCAACGCAGGCUAACGUUUAUCACUAUGAAAUUAAACUUUUAAAAAAUCCACUUUCAUGGUGAUGCAUGUUAGCGUUAAGCAAAUCGUUGAUCGAAACCAUCAUCUGUAUUAAAUUAAAAUAAAGGUAAUAUGCACCAGAGAGAUAACUGUUAGACAAAUGCUAAUUGUGAUUCCUGAACAUUGUUGGCAACUUUUUUUUUGCUUCUUUUCCAUUCUACAAUUUCAAAGCCUGACUGGAUGACUUUAAACUGCAUUCCCUGUCGUUUCAAUAUCUGUUUUACCACAUCAAUGACCAGCUCACUCUCUCUGUUAUUAGACAUUAUUAAUAAUUACACAUGGGAUAGAAAGUUAAAGGGAUUAUAAACCAAGGCUGACAUUACAGCCAUGACCACUGAGCAUUACAGCACUGGGGCAGCACCCAAUGACCAUCCAAUUCUGCCAAAUCAACUUGGAAACAGUUGAACUCAGAGUGCAACUCAGAAUUGGAAACUGCUGCCAAUUUAGAGGACGGGCUCAAUGUUGGGACUGCGCGAUUAUGAGAAAAGGCUUCAACGAAUCUUAGAUUGAUUUUUCCGUAAUUACUGCAACCAACCACUUUAUUUAUUGCUUUGUCAUUUUGUUUUUACUGUUUUUUUUUUUAAGUUGAUACUAUGUGUCUUAUCUGUGACUACCAAAGGUACAAGAUACUACAAGUUGAUAUAUUUUAUGUUCCAUGCAAUAGCUAAACAAAAAGGCCAAAUAUGCUCAGUGUUCCCUGCACUGGCUAGAUGCAAACAUUGUGAAAUGUGAGAGACCAACGCUUGAGCAAAUCAUAGCAGUGUUGUCUUUGGGCCAGUGAAAAGGGGAAAAAAAAAAGUGUUCUAUAAGGAAAUCAUGGCUAUAAAGGAGAAGGAUAUGGAUGAAAGAUUUUAGAACUGUGUUCACUGUCGUCACAGGAAAUUUAAAUCUAGGAGGGGGGAAUACUUGCAUAACCCAAUGUGAACUGGACCACACAAUGGUUAGUUUUAUUUGUUCUCAUACUUGUCAUACUGUGUGUGUGUGUGUGUGUGUGUGUGUGUGUGCGUGCGUGUGCGUGCGUGCGUGCUGUUUGGGUGGUUUACGAGGACAAUUCUUUAGGUUACAACUGGUAAUUAGAAGGGUAUUAUGCUAUAUUUAAAUCACUUAAAUAACAUACUAAACUAUGUUUUUUGAAAAUGCAGAAAGUUUUUUUGUGAGGGUUAGGUUUAGGGGUAAGGUUAGGAGAUAGAAUCUAUAGUUUGUACAGUAUAAAAAUCAUUAUGUCUAUGGAGAGUCCUCAUAAGGAUAGCCGUACCAACACGCAUGUGUGUGUGUGUGUGUGUGUGUGUGUGUGUUUUGCCAUUUUAUUUUUUGAAACGUUUGUAUGCCACUUAACUUGUAAAAUCCGAAACAGGAUUCCCGAUGUCCUUUGCUAACCUUGGCAAUGCUCUAUGAUUGUGUUUUAGUGUCUGUCAACUUAUUACUUUUUUAUAUUAAAAAACACUCCUGUCAACCAAUAAGCUGGGUACAAGGUACUUUAAUGGCAAUUACUACUAUGUGUAAAUUUAUAUAAGCAUUUCGUAUUGGUGAAAAGGGCAAUCUGUGGUUCCCAAAAAUGAGGCAGCUGAGGGAAGGACCGAUUCAAGCUGAGUGGUUAGUUUUCUAUUCUUGAACAGGUAGACAAGACCAUUCAUCGCAUGUGUUGCUCGGUAUUACUGAAGAAAUACAGCAUGAAAAACUGUUAGUACUCAUACCUCAGCUCAAAUGAGUAAAUAAGAAACAAAUAAAGCAUUGCACUUAGUUGUAUGUCAUGCAUGUUUAGUCUGAAACUGUAGCAAACUAUUUUAAGAAAUAUAUAUAUAUAUAUAGAGAUACACACACACACACAUGCACACAAAAGAAAUAUGAGCUUGUUUAUCAUAAGGGUCUCUUGUUUUCCUUUAAACCAAUCCAAACCUCAGGCCUUUUUAUUGUUAAGAAACUCAAGUCAGCUUGCUUCAAUAUUAUAUUUCUCACCAUUUUUUAAUUUUUUUUAUUUCAGAUACAGUAAACUGUUUCCAGGACUGUCUCUGCUGUUUUUAGCUUUUGUUGGAGUAGGUUGUGCAUAUACCACUAUAUAGCUUUCUUUGUCCACUAAUUUUCUCUUUUCCUGAUUCUUUUUAAAGAACAAAAAAAAUGCUGUUUGUAUCACCAUUUUUGCUUUAUCACAACUGCUUUUUAUUAACUAUUAAAAAAAGACGGAAAACACAAAGAAAUGAGCUACUGCUUUAUGUAUUACAAUCGCAAACUGUGCUGCAAGUGUAAUUGACUUAGUGAUCCAUGUUUUUUUCAGGGGGAAAAAAGGGAAACUGCAGACAUCUGGAAGCGAGAGGGGAGGGAAUGGAUCUGGGGAUAAUCCACAGUUUUUGGAUUCGAAAAAAG
This is a messenger RNA of Xyrauchen texanus (razorback sucker), 6148 nucleotides long. RefSeq names its product forkhead box protein P1-B. Gene Ontology annotation, biological process: regulation of transcription by RNA polymerase II. The coding region runs from base 746 to 2743 and encodes 665 amino acids. The record is from RefSeq and is a predicted model, not a curated record. Gene Ontology annotation, cellular component: nucleus. Gene Ontology annotation, molecular function: DNA-binding transcription repressor activity, RNA polymerase II-specific; RNA polymerase II cis-regulatory region sequence-specific DNA binding. The transcript is spliced from 22 exons. NCBI's taxonomy places the organism in Eukaryota, Metazoa, Chordata, Actinopteri, Cypriniformes, Catostomidae.